Messenger RNA from Moesziomyces aphidis, 2748 nucleotides. Lineage: Eukaryota; Fungi; Basidiomycota; Ustilaginomycetes; Ustilaginales; Ustilaginaceae. The record is from the annotation of a GenBank genome assembly.
AUGUCGUCCGUCGUCGGUAUCGACGUGGGCAAUGCCUCGUCCAAGAUCGGUGUUGCGCGUGCCCGUGGUGUCGAUGUGAUCGCCAACGAGGUCUCCAACCGCGCCACCCCUUCGCUCGUCUCCUUCGGCCAGAAGGCGAGAGCGCUCGGCGAGGCCGCUGCCACCGCACAGACCUCCAACUUCAAGAACACCAUCGGCUCGCUCAAGCGUCUCGUAGGUCGCACCUUCCAGGACCCCGAGGUCCAGAAGGUCGAGAAGAACUUCAUCAACGCAGAGCUCGUCGACGCAAAGGGCGAGGUUGGCGUCAAGGUUCGCCUCGCAGGUGAGGAACAGACCUUCUCCGCCACCCAGCUCCUCGCCAUGUACCUCGUCAAGCUCCGCGACACCACCUCCAAGGAGCUCGGCGGCGCUGGCGUCAGCGACGUCGUCCUCUCCACCCCGCUCUGGUUCACCGACGCUCAGCGACGCGCCUACCUCGAUGCCGCCGAGAUCGCCGGCCUCAACCCCCUCCGCCUCCUCAACGACACCACCGCCACCGCCCUCGGCUACGGCAUCACCAAGACCGACCUCCCCGAGGCGGACAACCCGCGCAACGUCGUCUUCUGCGACAUUGGCCACUCGUCCUACCAGGUCGCCGUGGUCUCGUUCAGCAAGGGCCAGCUCACCGUCCUCGGCACCGCCGCCGACCGCAACUUCGGCGGUCGCGAUUUCGACCGUGCCCUCCUCCAGCACUUUGCCGAGGAGUUCAAGGGCAAGUACAAGAUUGACGUCCUCUCCAGCCCCAAGGCCACCUUCCGUCUCGCCGCCGGCUGCGAGCGCCUCAAGAAGGUGCUCUCCGCCAACGCCCUCGCCCCCUUGAACGUCGAGAACCUCAUGGAGGACAUCGACGCCAGCUCCCAGCUCAAGCGCGAGGAGUUUGAGCAGCUCAUCUCGCCCCUCCUCGAGCGCAUCAACGUGCCCCUCGAGGCCGCCCUCGCCCAGUCCGGCCUCUCCAAGGACCAGAUCCACUCGAUCGAGAUGGUCGGCGGCUCGUCGCGCGUGCCUGCGCUCAAGGAGCGCAUCUCGGCCUUCUUCGGCAAGCCGCUCUCGUUCACCUCGAACCAGGACGAGGCUGUGGCCCGCGGCUGCACGCUCGCCUGCGCCGUCCUCUCGCCCGUCUUCAAGGUGCGCGAGUUCAGCAUCCACGACGCCACCCCUUACUCGAUCAAGGUCACCUGGGACAAGGCCGCCGACGUGCCCGACGAGGACACCGAGCUGGUCGUCUUCCAGCCCAACAACCCCAUCCCCUCCACCAAGAUCCUCACCUUCUACCGCAAGGAGAACUUUGACCUCGAGGCGCACUACGCCGCCCCGGACCAGAUCCCCGAGGGCAUCAACCCCUGGAUCGGCAAGUUCUCCAUCAAGGGCGUCACCCCCAACGCCGAGGGCGACCACUCGAUCGUCAAGGUCAAGGCGCGCCUCAAUCUGCACGGCGUGCUCAACUUUGAGUCGGCCUACACCGUCGAGGAGGUCGAGAAGGAGGAGGAGGUGCCCGUCGCCGCCGACCCCGCCGCCAUGGACACCGACGGCGACAAGGACGCUGCUGCUGCGCCCAAGACCGAGGUGCGCAAGGUCAAGAAGCUCCAGCGCAAGGCUGAUCUUUCGAUCGUGUCGGGCUUCACCGGCGGCAAGGACGCCAGCGUGGUGUCCGAGAUGAAGGAGGUCGAGGGCCAGCUCUACUCGAACGACAAGCUCGUCAUCGACACCGAGGACCGCAAGAACGCGCUCGAGGAGAUGAUCUACGACCAGCGCUCCAAGCUCGACGACCGCUACAAGCUUUUCGUUACCGCCGAGGAGAAGGAGAAGUACCUGGCGGCGCUCAACGCGCAGGAGGAGUGGCUCUACUCGGACGAGGGCGAGGAUGCGACCAAGUCGGCGUACGUGGAGCGCAUCGACUCGCUGCAGAAGAUCGGCGGCCCGAUCCAGUUCCGCGAGAAGGAGUUCCAGGAGCGCCCCAGGGCGGCGUCGGCGCUGCGCGAGGCCAUCAACAAGUACAUGGAGAUGGCGCAGGGCGGCGACGAGGCGUACAGCCACAUCUCGGAGGACGACAAGCAGAAGGUGAUCGAAAAGUGCGCCACCGUCGCCAAGUGGCUCGACGACGGCCUGUACAAGCAGUCGGAGCUGCCCAAGAACGCCGACCCCAAGAUCGUUUCGGCCGACAUGCUCAAGAAGAAGGACGAGGUGAUCUACUUCUGCCACCCUAUGUACGUAUACAGUUCGCGAUCUCUCCCCGUUUCGAGCGCGGCGUCGAGCAGCGCGGCCAAGUCGACCGACAUGACCACGAGCACCAGCCGCGCAAGUAGCAGUAGCGGGACGAGCGGCACGGGCACGGAUCCUCCUGCUCUGUCGGUCGAUCCCGGUGCGGAGGAGCCGAGCGAAGGCGAGGAAAGCUGCGUCAGCUCGGCAGACUCUGCCUCGGCAGGAUUGCGACUGCCGUCGGAGCUGUCCGACUUUGAAGCUGGGCCACUUGGGCCCGACUCUGGCUGUGGUGUGACGAGUGGCAAUGCGCGCGUGCAUCCGCGCUCGGAAACGCCGUCGUCGGGUUCGAGCCGUGCGCGUAGCAGCGAGGCGUCCAUGAGCAAGAUCAAGCCGCGCGUCGACACGACCCAGGCGCCCACGCCGGCCAAGGAGGACAAGAAGGAGGCCGAGGCGGACAAGAACGCCGAGGCUGACAAGGCCGACGGCCCCGGCGAGAUGGACGUCGACUGA